GUUCAGCGGUGUGUCACACGGGGCGCCCGCUCCUCCGCUGCUCGGUUUGUGUUCCGGGUGAUGCUGCUCUUCUCUUCAAAGCAAAGGAAAGUCAGGGGCUCAUGUGUCAACAUCCAGGGUUUCCCCGGGGAGGUGUAGCGUUAACGUUAUUCUGAAAAAAACCCUGAUGUUCUUUUGAAGAUCGUGUUAUCUGUUUCAGCCUGCUCAAACUCGGAGCUUUCACUGACUGCAGAGACCAGAAGACGAUCUUCGGCUCGGGCUGCUUUGACGUUAGCUAACGUUGUUUUAAAGGAUGACAGAGUACAAAGUGCGAACAGCGUCUCCAAUCAUUUAAUCAUAUCUGGGGACCUGUUAGCUUAGCAGGCUAGCUUGGUAUUUCGAUUAGACCAAGGGAACACGGCGAAACACACUGCUGACAUGAUGUUUCCUCAAUCAAGGCACUCGGCAUCCUCUCAGUCCAGUCAACCUCUCAAGUUCACCACUUCUGACUCCUGCGACCGCAUCAAGGAUGAGUUCCAGUUCCUCCAAGCACAGUACCACAGUUUGAAGUUGGAGUGCGACAAACUGGCUUCUGAAAAGUCAGAGAUGCAACGUCACUAUAUCAUGUACUAUGAAAUGUCCUACGGGCUGAACAUUGAAAUGCACAAACAGGCUGAAAUAGUGAAGAGACUGAACGGGAUCUGUGCUCAGGUGCUGCCUUACCUGUCACAAGAGCAUCAACAGCAGGUUAUGGGCGCCAUAGAGAGAGCCAAGCAGGUCACGCCCCCUGAGAUGAACUCCAUCAUACGGCAACAACUUCAGGUGCAACACCUGUCCCAGCUGCAGGGUCUGGCCCUGCCUGUGACCCCGCUGCCCCUGGGCCUAACCCCUCCCUCCCUGCCCGCCGUUUCCUCCAGCUCCGGCCUGCUCUCCCUCUCCUCCAUCCUGGCCAACUACUCGCACGGCCAGGCUCAGGUGGCAAAGGAGGACAAGGCCCGGGAAGCCGCAGAGAGAGCACCACGAGGAGAGGACGGGGACAAGUCAGACUAGAGCUGACAUGAGAAGAAGGUUAAGAGGGGGAAUGAUGUGAGGGGGGCAGGAAAAGAAAGGUAAAACUGUAAACAGAGAUUGAUGUUAGUCUGGCUGCCUGUCUGUUGAGUGUUGACGUUUAGAAGAGUAACUGCAGGGAUGAUGACAAGAUGUGCAGAGGAAGAAAACUGCUGAAUGGCUGAGGGUGAGCGUUAAAUGUUCUUAUUUUUUAGUGGUAAUAGACUCAGUUCAGGCUUCUAGACUUUAAAUAGAUGCUUUUUUUUUUAGUGUAAGCCACUGUCGUAAGGCUUAACCAAGAUAAAUGUUUUCCCAUUCGGAGUAAGGGCGGAGAAUGAAAGCUAACAGCAGUGUACAUGCAUCUGCCUCACACAGGUUUUUUAUAAUCAGAGCUGUUUUCAGUUUUUUUUUUGUCCUUUUUUAGUUCAUCUGAUUGUUUCGUUUCUUACUAUCCCCUCUCUGCCAGUCACAGUGAGCAGUUUCCCAUAAUUCCUUCUCCUCCUACAAAACCCUCAUCACCUUUUUCCACACUGAUAAAUGUUGACUGCAGCUGAUUGGAUAGCUAAUAUCAACAUUUAUUUUCUUGGAGCCAAAUUAGAUCCUAGUCUGGUGUUAAUUUAGAUGUUUUUUAAAGGGACAUUUCACUCAUCAAGUGCAUUCAAACACCUCAAACAUGAACCACAAUUAUGUUUCUCCAUACAAACAACCACUGGAUGUGUUAGGUUCAGCUGCGUACCUCAAUCUCAGAUAAGUGGGAUUACAUGAAAUCUUCUAGUUUAUGAAUGGUAGUAUACCCGUCUUUGAGGGUGAAUUUGUGUUUCAUAGGCCGAGCUGCUGCUGCGCGCUACAUGGCAUGGACCAUGACUCUUAUUUAAACGACUAAAAUUCAAACUCGGAAACUUUAUUUUGACAUGAUGUUUUUGUGAAGUGAAGAGACUAAUUAGACAUUCAAAACGUGUCGGUGUGUUUGGGUGAAUGGAAUUGGAAAGAAGAAAAUUUGAUUGAUUUAACUUUAUUUUUUUUCUUAAAGCACUUUUUGUAUUUUCCCCGCCCCUCAUGCUCCGGCCCCUCCUGCGUACUCAUCGACUCUUGAUCUGACCAAAACAAACUUGAACAUGAUCUAAAUCCAGAACCGGGCGAUCUAAACAUGUUUGAGUGCUGUAUUUUUCUGCAAGUCAGCACACUUGUGUUCAUGCUGAGACUGUAUGAAGAACCUGUCUUUUUCCGUCUUGUUUGACCUGAGUGUGAUCGUCAGGGGAAGAUUUUCAUCCCCCUGUAUUAGCGUUUCCCAUUGUUUAAUGAAGAAUGUGUCAGAGGUGAGUUGCUAAAGCUCUUCAAGCAUUGUGAGAAACCCCCCCCCCCCUUUCAAAUUUUCAAAUUAAAGCUGUGUCCCAAUUCCAUGCAACAUGACCAAGUACAUGUAAAAGGCUUGAUCUUAUGGUUUCUUAUAUUCCUUUAUUUUGUAUAAUUUCGCCUUAUCCAGAUUCGUAGUAAUGUUUUAAUGACAAUUUUGUGAAUAAUUUAUGUAAGAACAUGUCAUUCCAUCUGAUUUGAGUUUACUGAAGAUCUAGGAGCAAUCACCCCAAAAAAAUGCCGAUGAAGAUUGAGGGUUCACACACAUCCAGUGACCAAGAGACUUGAUAAAGACUGCAGGUUUUUUCACUCUUUACUCAAGAAAUUGUGACUGUUUUUUUUUUUUUUAAAGCACACUGUUUGGAAGCCCUCUAUCCCCCUCAAUACUAUGAUAUGAAAAACAAAGAAAAAAAAAUCAAAAAUCAUUGAUUUGUUUGUGAUUAUUUUGAUGAUAAAGUUGAUGAUAACAAUAAAGCUGUCUAUCAAUUUAAAGCUCCUCUGAGGAACUUUCUAGUUGUGUUGACUUUGGCGCCCCCUGUGGACAAAGCAGAACAACUUGUCUCUUUGCUAUUUUUCUACGUACACGUGUAAUUUUCUGACAAAAAAAAAAGUCUUUAUUUUCCAUUUCUAAUGUGCAUCUCAAACUGAGUCUUUGACUGAACAUUUUUCAAAGUUGUUUUCAUCCUGCUUGAUCACCUCAUCUGACACCUAACCUGCGGCAGGACUGAGAAGCAUAUAAAAUAACUCUACAGGAGCAAAGAUCUACCUGAUGGUCUUGUCUGCUUCUGUUGGCCACACAGAGACAUCAGUAUGAAUUUCAGUCUGUUUCAUAACCAGCUAGAAACUCCUCACAGGAGCUUUAAACGGCAGUGUGUCUUUAAAGUUGCUCUUUGAAUGAUCUACAAUUGUGUGAGCUUUUUCAUCAUUUCUUCUUUGUGUGUAACUAAGUCUGAUGAUUCUUUAAGUCUAAAUACAAAGGUUAGUAUUUCACUCAUUAUGCACUCAGUCUGGAGUCUGGAGUUGGGACACAGCCAAGAUGUUUAGAUCAGAAGUUCAUGUUUCAGGCAGCAGAGGGCAGCAUUGAUCUCUUAAUCCAUCAGCAUGAAGUUCCAUUCACAAGACUGAUGUGUACUCAAUGUUCGAGAGGGCCAAGGUUAUUCUGCUCUGCUCCUGCUGAGCCCCUGUACUCUGCAGCUCUCAGCUGUUCUCCCUCUGUAAUGCGAGUGCUGUGCAGAGCUUUGACAACCCACCUUUUAAUGUCUGAGCAUGUCCAAAAUCUGAGCGCCAACCUUUUUUCCCCCUCUGUUUUUUGACUUGAAAAGCACUUCAGUCAUCGCUCUGUGCUCUUCUUUUUCUAUUUCUGUCUGUGCUAGGUUUUUUUUUAUAGGUAGCUGAAGAUUUUCCACCCUUGAGAUUUGACCUUAAUGUAUGGAGUGUGAGAACUCUUCAUGCUGACGUCAGUCUCUGUAGAAAACCUCCUUAGGCAAAUCUCAGACAUAUGAAUGGUAUGUGUGUUUGUUUUUGCUGUGAAGGGCCAAUUUGUAUACAUAUGAAUAUAUCAAUAUACAUAUUUUUUAAAGCAUUUUUGUAUGUUUCAAAGCUGCUUUUUAACGUGUGUGUAUCAUGGAAGAUUAAGUGUUGUAUGUGUGCUUUACAAGCCUACAGUUAAAGAGAGGCACAAUGUUGUAUACCAUGUCCUUUUUCCUGUUUUUCUCCCAUUUUCCCCGUAGGCAGUAACACUUAACAUUGUUUUCUUGGUUUGUAAAUGUUUCCUUUUUUUGUGCAAAACAAAAACCAGUUUAAUGUGUGAAAGAACACAGUCUCAUUUUAAGAUACCUGGGGCAAAAAAAACAACAACAAAGAUGUAAACAAGCAACUGUGUACUCUAAUGAGAAUGAAUCAACCUUUUAGCAGUAAGGAAGCUUCUCUGGUGCCUUACAAAUAAAAGACGUGAUUGAGAGUGGUAA
Molecule: messenger RNA, 4346 nt
Organism: Notolabrus celidotus (New Zealand spotty)
Lineage: Eukaryota; Metazoa; Chordata; Actinopteri; Labriformes; Labridae
Product: TLE family member 5-like
Exons: 7
Coding region: 418-1029 (203 amino acids)
Biological process (GO): negative regulation of canonical Wnt signaling pathway; regulation of DNA-templated transcription
Cellular component (GO): transcription regulator complex; nucleus
Molecular function (GO): protein binding; transcription corepressor activity
Source: RefSeq, a predicted model, not a curated record